Messenger RNA from Pteropus alecto (black flying fox), 1449 nucleotides. RefSeq names its product sphingomyelin phosphodiesterase acid like 3A (gene SMPDL3A). The transcript is spliced from 8 exons. Gene Ontology annotation, biological process: sphingomyelin catabolic process. The record is from RefSeq and is a predicted model, not a curated record. Gene Ontology annotation, molecular function: sphingomyelin phosphodiesterase activity. Bases 8 to 1369 code for a protein of 453 amino acids. NCBI's taxonomy places the organism in Eukaryota, Metazoa, Chordata, Mammalia, Chiroptera, Pteropodidae.
GCCCGCGAUGGCUCUGCUAGACGUGCUCUUCUGCUGCCUGUUGGCCGUCUGGCACUGCCAACCCGGCCUCGGACUGCCCCUGGCGCCCGCUGGAGGCCAAAGCCCGGCUCCCGCAGUGGGACAGUUUUGGCACGUGACUGACUUACACUUAGACCCUACUUACCACAUCACAGAUGACCACACAAAAGUGUGUGCUUCAUCCAAAGGCACAAACGCCUCCAAUCCGGGCCCUUUUGGAGAUGUUAUGUGUGAUUCUCCAUAUUACCUUAUUUUGUCAGCAUUUGAUUUUAUUAAAAAUUCAGGACAAGAAGCAUCUUUCAUGAUAUGGACAGGGGACAGCCCACCUCACGUUCCAGUGCAUGAACUCUCAACAGACAUCGUCAUAAAUGUGAUUGCUAAUAUGACAACCACCAUCCGGAGUCUCUUUCCAAAUCUCCAGGUUUUCCCUGCACUAGGUAAUCACGACUAUUGGCCACAGGAUCAACUGCCUACAGUCACCAGCAAGGUGUACAAUGCGGUAGCAAACCUCUGGAAACCAUGGCUAGAUGAAGAAGCUAUUCAUACUUUAAGGAAAGGUGGCUUUUAUACACAGAAAGUUUCAACUAAUCUGAACCUUAGGAUCAUCAGUCUAAACACAAACUUGUACUACGGCCCAGAUGUUGUGACCCUGAAUAAGACUGACCCAGCAAAUCAGUUUGAAUGGCUGGAAAAUACACUGAAUAUCUCUCAGCAAAAUAAGGAGAAGGUGUACAUCAUAGCUCAUAUUCCAAUGGGGUAUCUGCCCUAUUCAAUGAGCACUACAGCCUUGAGAGAAUACUAUAAUGAGAGGCUGGUAGAUAUUUUUAGGAAAUACAGCACUGUCAUCGCAGGACAAUUUUAUGGACACACUCACAGAGAUAGCAUUAUGGUUCUUUCAGAUAAAACAGGAAGUCCAAUAAAUUCUUUGUUUGUGGCUCCUGCUGUUACCCCAGUGAAGAAUGCUUUACAAAAACAGACCAACAAUCCUGGUAUCAGACUAUUUCAGUAUGAUCCUCAUGAUUAUAAAUUAUUGGAUAUGUUGCAGUAUUAUUUGAACCUGACAGAUGCUAAUCUAAAGGGAGAAUCCAACUGGAAACUGGAAUAUAUCCUGACCCAGACCUAUAACAUUGAAGAUUUGCAACCAAAAAGUUUAUAUGGAUUAGCUAAACAAUUUGCAAUUCUAGACAGUAAGAAAUUUAUAAAAUACUACAAUUACUUCUUUGUGAGUUAUGACAACAGUGUCAUUUGCAAUGAGAAAUGUAAGGUAUUUCAAAUUUGUGCAAUUACGAGUCUUGAUCAUAAUUCCUAUGUAGAUUGCCUCAAACAGUAUUACAUGAAGCACCAUCUAUAGUAUUUCACAAUUUGUGUUCAUGGAACAUGUAACAUAGGUCUGUUUCUGAUCAGUUGUGGGAAUUGUUACAUCUUUAUGAG